This is a messenger RNA of Penicillium longicatenatum, 4560 nucleotides long. Its product is annotated as E3 ubiquitin-protein ligase SSM4. Gene Ontology annotation, molecular function: zinc ion binding. Bases 1 to 4560 code for a protein of 1519 amino acids. The transcript is spliced from 2 exons. Gene Ontology annotation, cellular component: endoplasmic reticulum membrane. NCBI's taxonomy places the organism in Eukaryota, Fungi, Ascomycota, Eurotiomycetes, Eurotiales, Aspergillaceae. The record is from RefSeq and is a predicted model, not a curated record.
AUGGAUGCGAAUCCCUUCCGCAACCCAGCGGGGUUGUCUUUCCCAGACUUGAUGAACGAUCCAGCUUUCGAUGAGAGGGACAAGGGUAUCGAGGACAUGGAUACUUGCCGUAUUUGCCAUGGAGAGGCUACAGAGGAAGAACCACUGUUCUAUCCAUGCAAAUGCAGUGGAAGCAUUAAGUUCGUCCACCAAAGCUGUCUGGUGGAAUGGCUGGCACACUCGCAGAAGAAACAUUGCGAGCUGUGCAAAACACCUUUCCGAUUCACCAAAUUAUACGACCCGAAUAUGCCACAAAACCUCCCGACGCCCUUAUUUUUGAAGCAAGCUUUGAUUCAAUCCUUCGGAACCUUGAUUACCUGGCUGCGAUUUGGUCUCGUUGCCUUCGUCUGGCUAGGGUGGUUGCCAUGGUCGAUGCGCGCAAUCUGGAGAGCACUCUUUUGGCUUGCGGACGGACGAUGGUCCACGACCGGCCAACAACAAACCGCAGCGGGUAGUUUAGCGCAAGCUGCAAAUAACACCGCAGCCACGGCUGCUGUAGUCAGCUCGGUUAUCCCGUCAGUCUCGAGUGCAGUUCAAUCCGCUCUCAGUACUCCACCAGCAAUACAUUCAUCAACCGAUGGGUUUCCUGCUGGAGAACCAAUGAUGCUGACGCUAAUAAAGAAAGUGAUACCCAGUCUCUUUCUCCCUGCUUCGACGUCACCCGGUGGCCACAAUGGCUCUGUACAAACUAACAUGACUGGGCUAUCAAAGGCUCGGUAUCCGUCAUGGCUCUCCGAUGUGAAAUUUCUCAUCACACUGACACCUUACCCAACCAUCAACAAUAUGAUUAUCGAUACCCUGGAGGGACAACUCAUUACCCUUUUGGUAGUCGUCGCCUUUAUUCUUCUGUUCCUUAUCAGAGAAUGGGUCGUCCAACAACAACCCAUGGUGAACAUUGCGGAGGGCGAACGGGAAGCUGCUAUGCGAAUGAAUGUUAAUGCCAAUCGCGCGAAUGAGCAACUGCUACCACCUCAACCCGCCCGCCCCCUUGCUCAUCCGAAUUUUGGCAUCCAUGAGCAGCACGACGGAGCUCAACAGGAGCGUCAUGAAAUCCCUCCUCGGGCUCGCGCUGCAUCUCCCGCUCCCUCUUGGACUGAUUCUGAUGAUGGUCUUCCUCUCCUUGAGAGACCUCCUGCGUCGAACAACAUGUCUACCGAAAGAUACCCUCAAGAUAGCGAAGGUGAAGGUGCUGCAAGCUUUUCAUCCUUCCAGCAGGAGUACCCUACAAACUCUGGCGUAGCUGGCUUCAGAGAUAUAUUGGCUCGCUCCAAUGGUGAUCGCGAUGAGAUACUACGACUAAUUCGUGAGGAAGGUCGAGAGGAGGAAUUAGGCUGGAUUGUGAACGCCUUGACCCCGGAUUCUCACGAUCAAAACUUCGCGGGACCUUCAAACCGUGCUGGUAAUCCUUCGCUAGGUGAAAAUUACGGCCCGCGUGAUUCCACCAAUUCACAAGAGAACGACAGUACUCGUCAGCAGAUUCAAACGAAUGAUGAGCAUGUUAGCCAAUUCUUGCAUGUCCAUGAGGAAGCAGCACGUCCAACAGCCCCGCAGGAGGAAUUUGAGAACCCACAAAGCAUUGCAGAGCGACUGAUGAACUGGUUUUGGGGAGAUAUCACGCCAGGCGAACAUGAUCCUGCCGAGGCAGUACAAGCCGAUGAAGAACAUGUUGUUCAGGACCCAGCGCUGGAAGAGCCUUUUGUGCCCGUUCCAAAUCGAUUGGAAGACCGACCCGUGGAUGGAGACAUGGCCAUCCCAGCUGACGCAGGGUUAGAUGCUAAUGAUAUGGAUGCAAUCGAAGGAGAUGAUUUCGAAGGGAUCAUGGAUUUGAUCGGCAUGCAAGGCCCCAUCUUUGGUCUCCUACAGAAUGGUGUCUUCUGUGCUCUUCUCAUCGCCUUCACGGUCACAGUUGGCAUCUGGCUUCCCUACCUAUGGGGAAAGAUUGCCCUGGUUUUGCUGGCCAAUCCGUUGGAAUUGAUCGUAGGUGUUCCAAUGACCACCCUCACUGUCGUGACAGACAUUGCUCUCGAUACUUUGAUAGGUGUUGUUGGGUACGUCAUGUACUGGUUGACAUUUAUCUGUAAAGUGGUGCUGAGCCCAUUUGUUGCAUUUGUUCCUCUUGGUGAAUGGAUUCCACGAGGCAAAUCCGUCACAACUGCCUCUCUCUCUCUUAUCGACGCUAGCACUCAUCGUUUGAACAAAGUUGUCAAAGCCUUCCUUGUUUUCAACGAGUCCGACAUCCCCAUGUUUUCGGUUCUUUCUCAUCAGGCACUUAGACUGCAUCAGGCUCGUCUCCUUGCGUUCUUUGAGUCAAUUUGCGCUAUCAUCAAGUUUGUUCUACACGACUUUCCCUUGCGCUUGAUCACACUUGGGGUCCCAGGGGCGCUCUCCUUCGAUCCGGAUUUUUCCCAGGUGAAGGGAUACGCGGUGCACCUUCAGCAGCUUUUCGGAAACUUCACCAGGUCUCAAUUGUAUUCCAGUUCCGGAACGAAGCUGCUAAAUGCAAGCACCGCCAAAGUAGUCUCAGGAUCCGUACCUAUUGACUAUGAUCUCGCGGUGUGGGAUUCCAAAGACCGCGUGAUCGCCAUAUCCAUGGGGUAUCUUCUUGCAACGAUUAUGGGGUAUCUUUACCUCCGAAUCACUGGAUUUCUCGCUGGACCUAAUCGUGGACAACGGAUCGAAGGGGUGGUUGCUGAGGUUCUUCUCCAGGCUGGGGGAGUCAUGAAAGUCAUCCUAAUCAUCGGUAUUGAGAUGAUCGUUUUCCCUCUCUACUGUGGCACAUUGCUUGACAUUGCCUUGCUACCUCUUUUCUCGGAGGCAACAAUCAUUUCCCGCAUCGCUUUUACUACCGGAUCUCCGCUCACGUCGCUUUUCGUGCACUGGUUUAUUGGCACUUGUUACAUGUUCCACUUUGCCCUAUUUGUGUCCAUGUGCCGAAAGAUUUUGCGAACAGGCGUUCUUUACUUCAUCCGAGACCCCGAUGACCCUACUUUCCACCCCAUUCGAGAUGUCCUGGAACGUAGCAUUACUACCCAGCUUCGUAAAAUUGGCUUUAGUGCCCUUGUUUAUGGGACACUAGUCAUUGUCUGUCUGGGAGGAGUUGUCUGGGGCCUAAACUUUGCAUUUGAGGGUGUUCUACCCAUUCAUUGGUCCGCCAGGGCCCCCAUGCUUGAGUUUCCAGUGGAUCUUUUGUUUUACAACUUUAUUAUGCCACACAUCAUCCAAUCCUUCAAGCCGUCGGAUGCGCUGCAUGGUUUGUAUGACUGGUGGUUUCACCAAUGCGCACACUUCCUGCGCCUCAGCAAUUUCUUCUUCCCGGACAGACACCCCGAAGAGGAGGGACACCACGUGUAUCGGACUUGGUGGGCCUUUAUUGCUGGACGCAAGGGUGACUGGGAACAUCCUGUAAUCGGGGCAGCUCAACGGGCUGCCGCGGAGAACGAAAACCGUGACGUGUAUUUCCUACGAGACGGUCGGUACGUCCGAGCUCCUGCAUCGGACCAGGUUCGCAUACCUAAAGGAACUCAGGUUUUCUUGGAUGUGACUGAAAACAAUGAACGUGUUGAUGGGAAUCUUGAUUCGGAAGAAGGUCUACACGGACGGUCCAGCAACAUGUUCACCAAAGUCUAUAUCCCACCUUUCUUUCGUCUACGAAUCGCCGCUUUCAUUCUCCUCAUCUGGCUGUUUGCUGCCACCACAGGGGUAGGCAUCACAAUUAUUCCGCUCAUCAUUGGGCGGAAAAUGAUAACUAUAUUUUUCUCCAGUCCAGUGCCUGUGAAUGACAUCUACGCAUUUUCUAGCGGGCUAUGUGUUGUUUUCAGCUUUGGUUACCUGGCCUAUUACUGUCGCGCUGCAGUGAGAGCUAUGCAAGGCAACUCGUGGACACACUUGCGAUCUCCAAGUCAGUUCGGCCGCCUUUGUGCAGCUGUUGCACUCGAUGCUGGGCGUCUUCUCUACAUCUCCGCUGCCUUGGCCAUUUUGCUACCGACUCUUUUCGCACUCCUCACUGAACUAUAUGUGCUGAUUCCCCUGCAUACUCUCUUCGGGGACGGCAAAUCCCAUAUAGUUCAUGUUGUUCAAGAUUGGACGCUAGGGGUGCUUUACGUCCAGAUGGCAAUCAAGUUGACUUCGUGGCACCCUCAGUCCUGGGCAGCGGCCGUAUUGAAUGGCAUUUUCCGUGAUGGCUGGCUCCGUCCCAAUGUGCACCUCGCCACCCGGGCUCUUAUCCUGCCCUUGUUACUCUUCACAGCUGCUGCCGUUGUUGUUCCCCUUUCCCUCGGCGGAAUCCUGGGACACACUGUUCUCUACAGGGUCGAGGCGCAGCAGAACAUCUACCGCUAUGCUUAUCUCGCCACGCUACUAUUUGCUUUGGCAGCGUGGGCUAUCCACCUUGUGCUCCGUUGGGUGACCAUAUGGCGCAUCAACAUGCGGGAUGAUGUAUACCUUAUCGGUGAGCGGUUGCAUAAUUUUAGUGAGAAACGGGCUCGGGAUGUUGGGGUUUCUCGGAGGGUGAUCACAGGGUGA